Messenger RNA from Dermacentor andersoni, 4895 nucleotides. It is a transcript of the gene Nmdar2, whose product is annotated as NMDA receptor 2. Gene Ontology annotation, biological process: monoatomic ion transport. Gene Ontology annotation, molecular function: signaling receptor activity; ligand-gated monoatomic ion channel activity. The record is from RefSeq and is a predicted model, not a curated record. Lineage: Eukaryota; Metazoa; Arthropoda; Arachnida; Ixodida; Ixodidae. Gene Ontology annotation, cellular component: membrane.
GAGAGAGAGAGAGAGAGGUAGAAAGGGAGAGAGGAAAAAAGCCGGCGGGCGUUCGCCUGUUGCGCUUGGCGUCGGGCGGCGCGGACGCAGUGCGGAGCAGAGAUGAGUGGAAAGGGUAGAGCGUGUAUCGCGCGCCGCUCGGACGGCCGCCGCUGCAGGGCCAACAGACGAAGCCGCGGCGGCCGCAAGGGCAGCGCGCCGCGCGCUCACCGCCCCGCCUGGUCGCGCCCGUCGCUGCGCUCGCCCCUCUGCCGCAACGCCCUCGCCGCUGGCCCGUGGCAUGGCUCGGAGUUAAACCGUCGCCCGCCGGGAGCAGCCAGGCGCCCGCCCGUUGCUGCUGCCGCUGUGCUGCUGCUGUAAGAAGCCUGGGAGUCCGGCGUCGCCCUGGAACCGCGGAGCAGCGUUGUCGCAGAGUGCAUACGCCAAGCGACCCGGAGGGGGAGGCUUGGAGUGACGAACACAAGGAUUGGUUCUUCCUCGCCCUCGUCAAUGUUUGUUCUUAUUGCCACCCACUGAUGUCGGGCCAUGGGACCUCUGGCAACAUUGCUGAAGGGACUUGAGUUUUGCUGAUUGAGCGUCAUCGCUGCUGGCUACCCACGCACAACGCUGCAGUGCCCUGGACGGCGAGGUGCACAGGACGGCGCGAUGCGUGCUGCCGCCCUGUGGGCGGCGGCGGCGGCUGCGCUCGUCAGCCUGCUGUCGUCUGCCCUGCUUUUGCAGACGACACUGCUCCUACCAGCCGCUACCCAGGCAUCGGCGAAUUUCGUGCAGCAGAACUUGACGUUCGGUGCCAUCUUUCCGGACACGUCGCUGCUCAGCCAGCAGCGCAAGUACCAGCAGAAGCUGCGCGACGGCGUCUCCUCCAUGACCCGCGGUGGCCGGGGUGGCCUGCGCUUCAUGCAGCUGUUCUCGGUUCACGCCAAGGCGGUCCGCAUGCCACUGCAGCCGACGCCCAAAGACAUUCUGCGUCGGUUGUGCGAAGACCUGCUCCCAGAUGACGUUGUGGCCGUGCUGUACCUGACCAACUCGGCCGUGUUUGGAAGCAACGCGGCCUCGGUGCAGUACGUGCUCCAGCUUCUCGGCUACCUCGGCGUCCCCGUCAUAGCCUGGAACGCCGACAACAUCGCUCUCGACCAGAGGGCGUCCCAGGCGCGAGUCCUGCAGCUGGCGCCAUCUGUGGUUCACCAAGUGGCGGCCAUCUUCGCCAUCCUGGAGCGCUACUCGUGGUACCAGUUCGCCGUUAUCACCACCAAUCUCGGAGGACACGAGGACUUCGUUCGCGCCGUCCGGGACCGGCAGUUGGAGAGCAGUACCCUCAGGGCAAAAUACUCGGUGCUGGAGAUUCGCACCAUUCGCGGCCUGACGCGCCAAGAGUUCCGCCGCCAGCUCGAACCCAUCGCGGCGGGCGAGGCCCGCGUGAUCCUGCUCUUCGCCAGCAAGGACGACUCGCGCGAGCUGUUCGCCGCCGCCUCGCAGCUGGGGAUGACCGGCAAGAACUACGUCUGGAUCGUCACCCAGUCCGUUAUCGGGGCCCACCCGGGAAUCGCGCCGCCCGAGUACCCCGCAGGUCUGCUCGGCAUUCACUACAACACUUCGUUAGCCAAGCUGCACGACGAGAUAGAGCGCGCCGUGCUCGUUCUGGGACACGGCCUCGAGCUGUUCGUGAACGAGCCGGCCAACGCCAACGUGACGCUAGCUCCGGGCCUACGCUGCUACGAAGCCGGAAGAGCCCACUGGGCGCAGGGGGACAACUUCUUCCGUUACCUCCGUAACGUGUCCAUCGAGACAAAGGGCAGUCCCAACAUCGAGUUCCUUCCCGACGGCACGCUCAAAUACGUCGAGUUGGACAUCCUCAACCUUAACAAGGAAGGAUACUGGGACAGAAUCGGAGGCUGGACGCAAAAGGGCAUCGAUAUCAAGGACAUCGUCUGGCCAGGAGAAGAACUGGUUCCGCCAAAAGGAGUCCCGGAGAAAUUCAAUCUAAAGGUGACGUUCAUGGAGGAGCGGCCUUUCCUGAACAUCGGCCAGCCGGACAACGAGACGGGUGAAUGCGAGAGCGGCCGAGCCGUCAAGUGCCGUGUCGUGCCAGAGGCAAUGCUACAAGGGAUCAACGAAACUGCUGCCCGCAAGAACUCCACGUUCUACAAAUGCUGCCUCGGAUUCUGCAUAGACCUCCUGCAAAAGUUCGCCCAAGACUUGGGCUUUACUUACGACAUUCACCGGGUGGAAGACGGCACCUGGGGUGUCAAGGACAACGGAACAUGGAACGGAUUGAUAGCCGAGCUUCUUGACGGCAAGGCUGACAUUGUGGUCACUUCGAUCAAGAUCAACUCUGACCGCCAAAUGGCGGUGGACUUCACGGUGCCCUUCCUUGAGACUGGAAUCGCCAUCGUGGUAGCCAAGCGGACUGGGAUCAUCUCACCUAAGGCCUUUCUCGAACCCUUCGACACUGUGUCGUGGCUGCUCAUCCUGCUGGUGAGCAUCCAGGUGGCCGCAUUUUCCAUCUUUGUCUUCGAGUGGAUGAGCCCCUCCGGCUACGACAUGCGGAUGACUCCUCCCAGAGAGCAUCGGUUCUCGCUGUUCCGCACCUACUGGCUGGUGUGGGCCAUCCUGUUCGGGGCGGCGGUGAACGUGGACUGCCCGCGAGGCUACACAGCCCGCUUCAUGUCCAACGUGUGGGCCAUGUUCGCCGUCGUCUUCCUGGCCAUCUACACGGCCAACCUGGCCGCAUUCAUGAUUACCCGAGAGGAGUACUACAACCUCAUCGGCAUCGAGGACCACCGGCUGCAAAACCCCCAGCAGGUGGAGCCCCCGUUCCGGUUCGGGACCAUCCCGCACGGAAACACGGAGGCCGUGCUUAAGCAGAACAAGCCCAAGAUGUACUCGUACAUGCGGCAAUUCAACCGGUCCACGGUGCUCGAGGGCAUCCGCGCGGUCAAGCGCGGAGAGCUGGACGCCUUCGUGUACGACGCCACCGUGCUGGACUACCUGGUCGGUCAGGACGACGAGUGCCGCCUGCUCACCGUGGGCUCGUGGUAUGCCAUGACGGGAUACGGAUUCGCGCUCCCGAAGAAGUCCAAGUACCUGCAGAUGUUCAACCGACAGAUGAUCGAAUACCGCGAACGCGGGGACCUGGAACGCCUCCAGCGGUUCUGGCUGCAGGGCGCCUGCAAGCCGGACAAGGCGAAGCGCAACGCGAGCAACCCUCUGGACGUGAACCAGUUCAUGAGUGCAUUUCUCCUACUGGGAUGCGGAGUGUUGCUCACCUUGCUGCUGCUGCUCCUGGAGCACGUGUACUUCCGGUACCUCCGCGCCCGGGUGGCCUCGGGGAGCCGGGGACCUUCGGGCCGAUGGCUGGCCCUCAUUUCUCUGAGCAUGGGCAAGUCGCUGAGCUUCCGCGACGCCGUGUACGAGGCUCGGAAGCGACACCGCUGCAGGGACCCCGUGUGCGACACUCAAUUGUGGAAGGUCCGCCACGAGCUCGACCUCGCUCGCAUGCGGGUCAGCCAGCUGGAGGCGCAGCUCGGAAUACGCAGGCCACCAUCGACAGUGCAGGAGCUUCUGCGGUCUCGGGAGGGGACCAACAACCGGGUGACGCCUUUGGAUUCCAGGGGCGGCCCUGUGGCGCUCAUCCAGCGAGAGAUCACGGAGAAGGAGACCGUGUUAUGAUGCCGCAGCAACGGACACGCACACGUGAUAAAAAAGCGCCGCUUGCCAACAACCAUCUAUAUUUGCACAGAGACAGACGAACUUGCGCGGGGAGCCAACAUGGCGCACAGACGUGCCCGUGCAUCCGCGUGGGCGGAGUGGUAGCAGACGACCUCUGGUGGCGAUCACCGCCACCACCAUCGCUGUCGCUUGCAGCGCCACCAGCGGUUCCGCACAGGUCGGCGCGCCGCGCAUGGCACGGCGAAUGGUAUAGUGAGCCUGCGGUAUGCGUGAACGGCUUUGGUCCGUUAUGCGAUUGGAACCUCUAAAGGGAAUGGCAAGAGACCACAGGAAAAGGUGUGCCGGAGAAAUUUUGCACUGCCUUCGUUUGACCGGCGAAUGUUAAACACGUGGUUUGGGUACCUUGUUAUUGUGACUACGCUAAUGUCGUUCGUUUUGUGGGGAACAAAUAAUGUAAAGGGUGCGCGUAGUCACGUUCAGUGGGAAUCAGGCUGAAUGUAUUAACGCCGCGCUGACUGCUACGUUUGACUUUGUUGAACGCGAAGCGUAUGAUGAUGACAGACGUGUGCAGAAGGAACAAAUAGAGACCCACCGGACGAUGAUCGUGGGGACACUGAGGUGUUUGGUUUAUGUAAAUUUGGUCUUAAGAUGAAGCUUUAGCUCAGGGCCAACUCUGAGUCUCCUACACAAAUACUCGUAAAAUGCAGAAACGCUUUUAUGAGACAACCACUGGACUGAUUUGAUCGAAUUUUCUUGCAUUUCCGAAAGGCAUAUUCUAGUGACUCUAUGAAACAUAAUUUUCAUUUAGGGCAUACAAUGUCUUACAAAACGUUCCGGAAAUUGGUGAUUUAAAAAGGAAGUUGAGCAAAAUGUUUAUAAAUUUGUAGUUGUGUAUCAAAAACUUAUACCGCAGCCCUGUAAAUUAAAGUGGACAAAUUUAAUAUAUAAAUUUACACAUUACGUGAGACUGUUGCAAUAUUUAUGAAGGGUUUGCAAAAGUCCUGCUCGCAUAUUAAUGGUAUAUUUCAGAGCAGCCUAUAUUAAAUCACUUGUCUCCUGUUAGCCGUAUUGUUCUGCAAUUUAGAUAAUUGAUACAGUUCUUUUAUUGCUCAGAUCCGGAGUUUCAAAGUUCUCGCACUUGAGUUUUCAUUUCUUUAAUACUGCUAUUUUCGAUUAUUUUUCAAAGGAAAUGUCGGCCUAAAUAAAAGCUAUGCUUUUUACCGUCA